UUCAGCGCGCGCAGACAACGCCGGCGUCGCAGACCGUACACGCGCGGAGAACACGUUUCAGUGUCAUCCCGUGAAGGAAAGGAGAAGAGUUCGGAGAAGCCCUCAGCACCCCUUUCUAGGCUGUUCGUUUAUUCUAUGCACAAAGAAUAUAAGUCACUAGUACAAUGUAAACGAACACUCUGCCUGUAUCGCUCGAUUGUUUUUUUUUUGUUGUUUUUUUUUAGUACCCAAAAUGUCCUACUUGUUGGAUUACUGUAAUUAAAUACGAUUGGAGAGCGCGCAGCACCUGCGUGAACUAUGUGAAGCUAUUAGAUAUUACGUGACACACCACUGGACACAGCAUUCCCCCUCAGAGGCAGACAUGAAGUCUGUUCUGGAUGGUGUGGCAGACACCACCUUCAAGACAAUCACCUCUGGGCUCCAGUACCUGGGUUCCAAUGAUGCCAGCUAUGAUGACCCGGCCAUCAACGCUGACUUCAUCAAGGGUGGCUACCCAUUCCAGAAGCCACUGUCCGCCUUCCGCGGCAACUCGUUCCCGGACAAGGUCGGUCCGGACGAGGAGCUCAUUCUCAGGAGCCUCCCGUUCUUUCCCACCAAUGGCACGGACGUGUUCGGAAACCGGAGCCUAGCUGAGGAGGCUGGUGACAACAUGAAGUGUGGUGAGAACUUCAUGGACAUGGAGUGCUUCAUGAUUCUGACGCCCGGCCAGCAGCUGGCCAUCGCGGUCAUGUCCCUGACGCUGGGCACCUUCACGGUGCUGGAGAACCUGGUGGUUCUGUGCGUGAUCCUGCACUCACGUACACUGCGCUGUCGCCCCUCCUACCACUUCAUCGGCAGCCUGGCCAUAGCUGACCUGCUAGGCAGUGUCAUCUUCGUUUACAGCUUCUUAGACUUUCACAUCUUCCACCGUAAGGACAGCCCAAACAUAUUCCUCUUCAAGCUGGGAGGAGUCACAGCAUCCUUCACCGCCUCUGUUGGGAGCCUAUUCCUCACAGCCAUCGACCGGUACAUCUCCAUCCACCGGCCCCUUGCCUACCGGCGCAUUGUGACGCGCACCAAGGCAGUAAUUGCUUUCUCCAUGAUGUGGGUCAUCUCCAUUGUCAUUGCAGUGCUCCCCCUGCUGGGCUGGAACUGCAGGCGCCUGAACUCAGUGUGCUCAGACAUCUUCCCAUUAAUUGAUGAGAACUACCUGAUGUUCUGGAUCGGUGUCACAAGCAUCCUGCUGAUCUUCAUCAUCUACGCAUACAUGUACAUCCUGUGGAAGGCGCACCACCAUGCCGUGCGUAUGCUCAGCCGCACAUCUCAGAAGAGCCUGGUGGUGUACUCCGCUGAUGGCACCAAGGUCCAGACCACCAGGCCUGAGCAGGCACGGAUGGACAUCCGCCUGGCCAAGACACUCGUGCUCAUCCUGGCAGUGCUGGUGAUCUGCUGGGGCCCCCUGCUGGCCAUCAUGGUGUAUGACCUCUUCUGGAAGAUGGACGACGACAUCAAGACGGUGUUUGCAUUCUGCAGCAUGCUCUGCCUACUCAACUCCACAGUGAACCCCAUCAUCUAUGCGCUGCGGAGCAAGGACCUUCGCCGUGCCUUCCUGGCUGCCUGUCAGGGCUGCAGAGGCGGCAGCAGCACGCAGCAGCUGGACAACAGCCUGGAGUCUGACUGCCAGAACCGCAACCUGCACAUCCACGCCAAUCGGGCAACUGAGAGCUGUGUCAAGACCACUGUGAAAAUAGCCAAAGUCACCAUGUCUGUGUCCACUGACACCUCUGCUGAAGCUGUCUGACGAGCCCGGUGGAUGCCCCAACAACCCCCCCACCCACCCCUUGCACACCCCUUCACCCCAAAAUCCCCUCCCCACCCCACCCCCCAUGCGCCCUGGGUGUGGGAUUGAGGAUGGAAUAUCAAAGCCAUGUGCUUAAGCUAACAGCACAUUUUGGUCAGAUUCACCCAUGAUUUGACUUUGUUUAUUGGGUGAGGGAAUCCAGUGUUUGAAAAAAACAGCAAUGCAUGAGAGGUCCAGAAUCAGCAAAAAGGAAGCCGUUCAUUGUUUUCCAUUGGAUGAUGUGCCACUGUUGCAUCUUAGUACUCAAGUGCCAAAACUGUUCUCUGCAGCCAGGGUGCAUCCUUCACAAUCAUGGCAUCUGUACUGUUCUUUGUGCCAUUCUUACCAAUCUUAUCAAGUAACUGAACAUGUGUGGAUGUCCUGAAUGUGCUCAUGAAGGCUUACUAUAUUUUUAUACUUUGACAAAUCAGGUUUUUGAGCGAUCAUAUCUUCUAUCAUGGGGACAAGGGGCUAUUGAUCUUUUUAGUACAAAAAUGUUUAAGCAUGUAUGCUGAUAUGUAAAUAUGUGGUACUAAACUGUACUAUAUAUAUUCCAUGCAGUUGAACUAAAAGACGUGGCAAAUCUCACUGGUUGUGAGAUCAUUUGUCUUGCUCUUCUGUGCAAAUUGUUAGUAAUGGUAGUAAAACAACAGUCAAACACUGAAUAACAAGGGACAUGGCUGUUCAUGCUGUCCUCCAGAAAAAUGUAACAUGAAAAGUGUGAGUAUUGACUUUGAUAUUAACAACCGUAUUGAGUCUUAAUUUAUGUAGUGUUCUGAGUUCUUUUACAAGACUGUAUAGGGUUGGCUUUGGGUCUCCUCACUUCCUUGAGACCAUUUCAGAGAUUUUGUGAAUGAAUUGACUGUUCAAUAGGUUUUGGCUAACCUUUACAGUCCUGGGCUUUGCCAUUUUUAGUGAAUGGUGUGAAAGUCCACUGGAUACAGGUCAGUGGAUGAAGUUAAUAGUGAAUCAUAGUUGAAAAUGUCACUUUGUUCAGGCCAGAAUUAGCCUUUGUGUCUGGUAAACCAACCGAAUGGGUUACCAUGCAUGUAAGGAGAGAACAACAGACAUGGCCUAUAUCCUUGAGUUUCAUUUUUUUUUAAAAAGAGGAAAAAAAACAAAAAACCAUCCCACAACAUCCCAGCACAAGUGUAAAUAUUGCUGUUCAAUAAUUGCAAUAUUAAACUGUAAUGUGGUGUUUUUCUUCUCCUUCCUGUUUUUGGUGUGCUCAUUAAGAGGCCAGCUCCUGUUGCAGCUGUCCAUGUACACAGAGCAUUUCAUGGUCUCUUUGAUAACACGCAUGGGGUGCUGGACAGGAGAGACUGCUUCAUGAUGUAUAAAAGGGCAAUGGCUGCCAGGAGCUGGAGCUACUUCUUGGGGUGAGGAAACUCAAAAGAAUACAAAAUCACCCACUAAAUACUUAAAGUGCUACUGUAUGUUGUUUUGUGUAUUGCAGUACAAAGUGAUAUUGGUCCAGAACUGUUAUAUAUAGCUUUUUUAAAACCUGUUUCAUAAAUGGCUAACAGCAAAACUGUGUUCAUGUUGUACUAAACUUAAAGUUUCUGGUGUGCUGGCUACACCACACUUAAUACAAACAAGAAACAUAUGGAACACAAGUUGAAUUAAAUGCUUAGGCCUGGCUUCAAUGUUGUUGUAAAAUAAGAUGUAAAAAAAAGAAAAAAGAAAAAAAAACAAUUAAAGGCCAGUCUUAAUAUUUCUGACUAGUUCAGUUUCAGUAGUCCAUUAAGAUGACAGAUCUUAGAUGUGUGUGGCAAUAUGUUUGUAGUGUGUAGCUUAAAUGUUUUGUUGCUAUUCUGAAGAAAUAUGACUCCCCACAGCAGGGUUAUCUGGGGUCAAGUUGAAAAUCUGCUGUACUGCUAUAACAGUCAAGACUCUUGAUGGCAAUUCUACACUGAACUGCACAGGAUUUUAACCUACAGAAGGGAUCACUUUCUUUUGCCCUCUUAAGCUUCCAAGAACCAUUAAACAGUUGAGACCGAUUCAUGGGUUGGUGGGUUAAGUAUAGACCAUCAAAUUCCACCAACAGAAGUUGUGGCAGGGCCUCCAGUUUAGUCCAAGGCCUAAACAGAUGCUGGAAACCAAACCUUCCUGCAAGAUUCAGAGCAUAGAAAAGCUUCUGUUCAGAUUGGGAAGGAACCCCAGCACAAGAAACAUCCCAUCCCAGCUGACAGACUCAGUUGUACUUGCUGUUUGGAAUGGAGAUUAACACCAUAAACCCCACCAGUGGCUUGUCUUAAAGCAGCACCAUCAGGUCAUGUGAAAAUAUUAAGGCUGAACUCAACAGCUGCUUAAAUUUCUGUAUUGCAGUGUAGUCUGUUCCAAGCUUUUCAAUAAAGUCACAACUGACCCUCAAA
Molecule: messenger RNA, 4194 nt
Organism: Electrophorus electricus (electric eel)
Lineage: Eukaryota; Metazoa; Chordata; Actinopteri; Gymnotiformes; Gymnotidae
Gene: cnr1
Product: cannabinoid receptor 1
Biological process (GO): G protein-coupled receptor signaling pathway
Cellular component (GO): membrane
Molecular function (GO): cannabinoid receptor activity
Source: RefSeq, a predicted model, not a curated record